AGUAUGUAGCCCUGCCCGCGUUCGUCAGUCCCUCCGCUCCCAAAACAAGGAAAAGUAUAGAAACAAAUAGUUUCUUUAUCAGCGCUUUUAAGUUUUACUUUGCCACUCCAUUUGCGCGACCGAAUUAGUUUUAUUAGGAAAAGCGCGCGCACCCGGACACCGUCACCACCGCAGCGCUGGAUUAUUGUUUUUUCCACAACUGCACAUCACAUAGUAUGUCAAAUAUGGGGAACUUUAUUGUAAUCUGUUAACUGAAAUUUUAAUUAAUACAGGCGAGCGAUCAUAGUGCAGGUGUGUCGUGGUUUUGUGUACUUUGCCGACAGCAGAAGAGCAGUUAUUCUUCACUGAGACUGAGAAUGGGGCAUCCUGCACUGGAGUUCAGCGACUGUUACUCCGACAGCCCCGAUUUCAGAGAGAGAUUGAAAUGCUACGAAAACGAGCUGGAGAAAACCAACAAGUUCCUAAAGGAUGUCAUCAAGGACGGGAACAAUGUGAUCAACACGUUUAAAGAGUACUCGCUAGCUGUGCAGAAGUUCUCUCAGACUCUUCAGUCUUUCCAGUUUGAUUUCAUCGGUGACACUCUGACUGAUGAUGAGAUGAACAUCGCUGAGUCAUUUCGUGAGUUUGCUGGUUUGCUGCAGGACGUGGAAGAGGCCCGAAUGAUGCUGGUUCAGAAUGCUUCUGACCUGCUUAUCAAACCUUUGGAAAAGUUCAGGAAAGAGCAGAUUGGAGUGACAAAAGAGAGACGAAAGAAGUUUGAGAAGGAAAGUGAAAAGUAUUACUCUCAGCUGGACAAGCACGUGAACUUGUCCUCAAAGAAAAAAGAGACACAGCUACAGGAGGCUGAUGAACAGUUGGAUAAGGAGCGUCAGGCUUUUUAUGAAUCGUCUGUUGAAUAUGUAUACCAGAUCCAGCAGGUUCAGGAAAAGAAGAAGUUUGAUGUUGUGGAGCCUGUUUUAGCAUUUCUACAGAGCAUCCUGACGCUGAAUAAUCUCACCGUUGAGAUGUACACUUUCAGAAAUAAAGGUACAAAAUUUAACACUGGGGAGAUACCUUUUCAAAAGGUACAGUUUUGUACCAUACAGGUGGACAUUAGUACCUUUAUGGUACACUUUUGUACCUUUAAUCUUUACUUUUGUACUUUUAAGAUACCAUGAGGUACACACUUGUACUUUUUAGGUAUUAAUAUGUACCUUUAAGGACCAGUUAGGAAGAAAAAUAUACCUUUUAAAAAGGUACCACCCCAGUGACAGAGUAUAGAUAUGACUUUCAGUAUCGAGUUUCUGUUGGUCAUUGUGAAUCUAUAAUGUGAACGCUAAAGCUUUUAAGUCUAGUUCUCACUUGUGGAAAUGGAAACCAUUCAUGUUGAUGUGUUUUUGGUACGUUCCAAUUUCAGGUCACUUUAUAAGAGCCCUGUAUACAUUCUCCUUUGUCGUAUUAUUGUCAUCUCAAAGCUCCAGCUGUGAUUUUAUGUUGUUUUUGUAAAUAUUUGAUUGUUUCUUAAGCAUUAACUCUUCGUAACAAUCACUAAACCAUGUUUGUUUGUUUGAAUGUACUGCUGCAAGAAAAUGCAACUUUAUACAAAA
Danio rerio (zebrafish) is the source of this 1586-nucleotide messenger RNA. The record is from RefSeq. NCBI's taxonomy places the organism in Eukaryota, Metazoa, Chordata, Actinopteri, Cypriniformes, Danionidae.